Trifolium pratense (red clover) is the source of this 1450-nucleotide messenger RNA. RefSeq names its product G patch domain-containing protein 8. Gene Ontology annotation, molecular function: nucleic acid binding. The coding region runs from base 193 to 1119 and encodes 308 amino acids. The transcript has 8 exons. NCBI's taxonomy places the organism in Eukaryota, Viridiplantae, Streptophyta, Magnoliopsida, Fabales, Fabaceae. The record is from RefSeq and is a predicted model, not a curated record.
GUGUGUCUUACCAGCCGAAAAGGAACACAUUUUAACAAUUAAAAACCCUAAAAAAAAAAUAUUAAAAAAAUCAGCAUCUUCAUUAUAUCAAAUAUCAAACCUCUGUCCUCGUCGUUUUGGAGUCGCACUGAACUCAACGCAGGCGAAGUCGUCGGCCGCCACAAUCAUUCGUGUUUCUUAGGUCAACACAAAAUGGAUUAUCGAUGGACCAAAGGUAAGAAUGAAUCUGGUGGUCGUCACAGGAAGCAAUUCAAAAAGGAUCGGGUUUAUGAAGAAUCUCUUAUUGAUGAUUUGUCUGAUGAUUUUCGCUUGCCGAGAAAUCAAAGGCCAACUGAAAAUGUUGAUUUGGAUAAUGUUGAACAAGCUUCUCUAGAUACACAAAUAACUUCAUCUAAUAUUGGUUUUAAGCUUCUUCAAAAGAUGGGUUGGAAAGGAAAGGGUCUUGGCAAAGAUGAACAAGGAAUAGUGGAGCCAAUAAAAUCUGGGAUUAGAGAUCCAAGACUGGGGGUUGGUAAACAAGAAGAAGAUGAUUUUUUCACUGCAGAAGAAAAUGUCCAGCGCAAAAAACUCGAUAUUGAGUUGGAGGAGACAGAAGAAAAUGUCAGGAAGCGGGAGGUGUUAGCUGAACGUGAGCAAAAAAUUCAAACUGAGGUGAAAGAGAUCCGGAAGGUGUUUUAUUGUGAGCUCUGCAACAAGCAAUACAAAUUGGCAAUGGAGUUUGAAGCACACUUGAGCUCUUAUGAUCACAAUCACCGGAAGCGUUUCAAACAAAUGAAGGAAAUGCAUGGUAGCAGUAGCCGGGAUGAUAGGCAAAAGCGAGAGCAGCAGCGUCAAGAGAAAGAAUUGGCCAAGUUUGCUCAAAUUGCUGAUGCUCAAAAGCAGCAACGGCUUCAACUGCAGCAAGAGUCUGGAUCAACACCGGUUUCAGCUUCAGCUUCCUCCGAAUCUAGGACUGCUACUGCACUAACAGAUCAGGAGCAGCGAAAUACUUUGAAGUUUGGGUUCUCUGCUAAAGGCACUGCUUUCAAGAGUACGGUUGGUUCAAAGAAGCCAAAUGUUUCAAAGAAGCCAAAUGUUCCGGUGGCCUCUAUAUUUGGCAACGAUAGCGAUGAAGAGUAAUGUGAAUUCAUUUUUGCAGCUCUAAAUCAGUGUGAUGCCAUAAUUCCUGUGUGGUUUUGUGUUAUGUUAUAUUUGGUGUUUGUCACCAUUGUAAGAGAGGCAAUGAGUUUGUGAUUCAUUUUUAGUUUUGGAGAAUUGAACACAGGCUAAAUGUUGGAAGGGGAAAUAUUGCAUACUUAUGUGUGUUUUGUAAGGAUUGUUUUUAUGUAACGGUGCACAUAGAACCUUUGAAUAAGUUAAGCCAAUCACUAAUGGCAAACUAAGAACAUAUUUAUGUUACCCCUUUGAAUGAUGUUUAAUUUAAAGACAAUUGAUAGUGGUAAAUUGUUAA